Molecule: messenger RNA, 1005 nt
Organism: Caenorhabditis briggsae
Lineage: Eukaryota; Metazoa; Nematoda; Chromadorea; Rhabditida; Rhabditidae
Exons: 3
Coding region: 1-1005 (334 amino acids)
Biological process (GO): protein transport
Cellular component (GO): cytoplasm
Source: RefSeq, a predicted model, not a curated record
AUGUCGAUUGCAAGCACGGUCAUCAAUAUUGACCAACAUGACAAGAUUUUCUAUCCAGGAGACGAAGUCACCGGAACCGUUCUUCUCGAAGUAACAAGACCACUUGAGGCUCGCUCGAUCGUCCUCUCUAUUAGAGGAAAGUCCAAGACAGCUAAUAUCAACUUGUUUGAUAACUCAUGCGUUAAGUAUCAUUUCAAGAAGUCACAUCUGGCUUGGGUUCCCAAGCAGGGAGAGACCAUAAUCCCAGCUGGCGAGCACUUGUUCAAUUUUGCUAUCACUCUGCCAGCUGAUUGCUUGCCAACUUUCCAUGGACUAUUCGGAAAGAAUGACUACAAGAUCAAGAUGGUCAUCGACAGACCAUGGAAAUCCAACAUCAAGGCCGAAAAAGAGUUCUUGGUCACCAAAAAGUUGGACUUGCCAAUGAGAAUGAGCAGCAGCAACUGGUUCUUCAAAGUGGACCUCCAAUCUGGAGUUUUCUUCUCGAACGGACCAGUCACCAUGAAGGUCUCUAUCUCAACACUGGUCUUCCUCCCAGGACAAACUGUCGAUCUUCACUUCCAAGUCGCUAACAACAGCUCCACUGAGAUCAGUCGCAUCUUCGCCAAGUUGUACCAACGCACUCACUACCACUUCCGUAAUCAACACACCCCAUGCAAGGAGUUCAACCCAGACGGCUGUCCAUUGAGUCGUUUCCAACAGACAACCGAUCGCGAGAAGCUUCGCAACGCUGAGAAAAUGGAGGUCUCGUUGGCUCCAUACAGCGAGGAGUCGUACAUCAUGCCGUUCACUUUCCCCGAGAACAUCGUCACUCCAAGUUUCUACUCAGGACUUAUGCUUCAUGGCUACGUUAUGGAGUUCGGAUUCCGUUCCAAGGGAUCCAUCGACCGUGCCAUGAUGUGCACCUUCUACAUGGGGGAGAUGGAAGAAGAGCAUUCUGAGGAUUGCCCAAAUCGUCACGGAAAGGAAGAUGCUCCACCAACCUACGAAGAGAUUCUUCGUGAUUAG